Brassica napus (rape) is the source of this 1432-nucleotide messenger RNA. RefSeq lists its product as uncharacterized. NCBI's taxonomy places the organism in Eukaryota, Viridiplantae, Streptophyta, Magnoliopsida, Brassicales, Brassicaceae. The transcript has 2 exons. The record is from RefSeq and is a predicted model, not a curated record. The coding region runs from base 872 to 1261 and encodes 129 amino acids.
GUAAACUACAUUAUCUCAUAUAUAUUUAUAAAAAGAGUUACCAACUUGGAUUUUCAUUGUACAUUAAAGGCAUUUUAUCAACGAAAGCCCUCACAAAUCAAAUAAAUUGUUCGAGAUGAUGAUCUUGUAUAUAGAUCUUGGCCUCAUCAACCAAGACCCCUUGUUAAAGAUGUGCCUGCAAAUCCGAGCAAAAUCUAAAACCAAGAGAAACAAUAUGUUCCGAAUUACAUUCUUGUCGAUGAGUUUUGCAACAGAACUACUGGCGGUCUAAAGAGAAAUUUCUUGAUUAGUUAUAUAUUUUUGCAUAGAAAAUGAUUUCUUCAGCUCAAAAAUAAAAUGUGUAGUAUUUCAACGUGAUAUAACACUAUAUUUACGUGAAUACAGAAAAAAAAGAAAACUUGGACUUCCUGUCAUUCUUAAUAUUAUAACCUUUGAACACACAUGAAACAAACAUGUUAAUAUUACCUUUAAGUACGAAAGAAAUACAUUGUUAAUAAUACCUGUUAGUAUUACCUUCUAAAAUAAGAAUACUAGAUUUUUUUCUUUUAAUUUAAAUAUUUUAUUUUAAAUAAAACGAUAUACGUGACAAUUAAAAGCUGUUUUCCUUAAUGGAUAUUAAUUAUUUUGUUUUUAAAGGGAAAGGUAGAAUUUAUUUUGGGAAAGAAAUCUUUUAAGUACAUUUGUACACUGAAUCUCACUUGUCGUGGAUACAAUACCUUGUAUAAUCCAAUGACGGAGGUACACAUGUCGAACAAGAUAACACAAAGUGGACGUGAUAAAUCUUCUUUUUAUAUGUAGUUAAGAUUAAGAAGAUGUAAAUUAAGCAUCGAGCACAAAAGGUUACUAGAUAACAAAAAACAAGGAAGAAUCAAUGGCGGAGGGUGAAGGAAGCUCUAGAGGCCAGCCAAAGAGGGGGCAGAUCAGAAAAACUGAAGUCAUCAGUUACGAGAAAAGCAUCACGCAACUGUCAAGAGAAGGGAGACAGACGCAUUUGGUUGUGGACCGAGCCCGUAAAACGCCAUUGAACACAAAUUCUAGAUCUUACUCUACUGUCUUUGAUAAUACCUCUCCUCAGUACAACUGGCUUCGUGAUGGCUGGCUCGUUGAGGAGCGUCGCAUAGUGCUGACCGGCCGACUUUACCGGUACUAUUACGAUCCACUGGGACAAGUAUACGGUACAAGGUACGAAGUGGAGCAGAUGUGCGCAUACAUUGACAGGAAUAAGAACAGAAAGAAGCGCGAGAUCAUCAUCAUCGACUAAAAUUCUGCUAUGUAUUGAUAUCUUUAUCAUUUAAGCUAUUAUAAAUAAAAUAAAAAGGUUCAUUUCCGAAGUACCCUGGACAAAAAGGAAAUAACCUGUGUUUUUAAUAUAAGGACUAUGUAAGCCUUUUCUGUUGUUGUUUAAUCUAUGGAACAAUCGAGUAUCUUUCUU